GAUUGAUUUCAUUUCAGGCUCCAGCACUAGCGUGAUCUGUUUUAGCUGCUGCGUAGCUCAGGACUUACGAGAGCCAGUGUUCGAUUACUGCUGGCUGUCGCUUGUCUUAUGGCGCACUCCCUGCGGCUCUGCUGUGCACAGCGGCUUCUCUCCUCCUCCCGUGCGAUUUUGCAGCCUGCGUCGCCGUCGUCGCAGCAGCUUUCGCAGCAGGGUCAAGCGAUCAGUGGCGUGCGACUAGCUUUGUCGCAAGCGCAGCAGCCCAUCACACGGUGGUCGUCGCGAAGCGCUGUGUCGGUGAGCGCGUCGAGCGGGUCAUCUGUCAUGGAGGCGGAGACCGGAAAUGCCGCUAGCGCGGCGGAGAAGGCCCCGCUAUUGACGGACGCGCGGGCGCUGAUCGACAGCGUGGAGACGUUCCUCUUCGACUGCGACGGUGUGAUCUGGAAGGGCGAUAAGCUCAUCGACGGAGUGCCGGAGACCCUUGACAUGCUGCGAGCAAUGGGCAAGCGACUGGUGUUCGUGACGAACAACUCGACCAAGUCGCGCAAGCAGUACGGCAAGAAGUUCGAGUCGCUGGGCCUCGCCGUCACUGAGGAGGAGAUAUUCGCUUCGUCGUUCGCAGCGGCGGCGUAUUUGACGUCGAUCAACUUCCCGGCGGACAAGAAGGUGUACGUGAUGGGCGAGCAGGGCAUCCAGCUCGAGCUCGACCUCGCCGGCAUCAACCACAUCGGAGGCCCGGAGGAUGGGAAGAAGUCAAUCGACCUGGGCUUGGGCAAAUACAUGGAGCAUGACGCUGAUGUGGGAGCAGUGGUGGUGGGCUUUGACCGCUACGUCAACUACUACAAGCUGCAAUACGCCACUCUGUGCCUGCGUGAGAACCCUGGCUGUCUGUUCAUCGCCACCAACUGCGACGCCGUGACGCACCUGACGGACGCGCAGGAGUGGGCGGGCGGUGGCACAAUGGUGGGUGCCAUCAAGGGGUCCACCAAGAAGGAGCCCGUGGUGGUGGGCAAGCCCUCCACCUUCAUGAUGGAUUAUCUUGCCCAGAAGUUUGGCAUCGCCAAGAACCAGAUCUGCAUGGUGGGCGACCGCCUUGACACCGACAUUCUCUUUGGCCAGAAUGGCGACUGCCGCACGCUGCUCGUGCUCUCAGGAGUGACGACUCUGGAGACCCUCAACAGCCCUGACAACACCAUCCAGCCUGACUUCUACACCGCCCAGAUCAGCGACCUGCUCUCUGCUGCUCCCACUCCACAAUAGAUGCAGCUGGACAUUAGGCGCAGCUGCAUCAUAAGCAAGUUGACAUAGGCACCUAAAAACUCUCUGUUUGCAUCUCUCGGAAGGAACACAUGACGUACACAAAUUUAUUAUGUUCUGUACUAUACAG
Messenger RNA from Closterium sp. NIES-67, 1384 nucleotides. Lineage: Eukaryota; Viridiplantae; Streptophyta; Zygnematophyceae; Desmidiales; Closteriaceae. The record is from the annotation of a GenBank genome assembly.